This is a messenger RNA of Liolophura sinensis, 5018 nucleotides long. RefSeq lists its product as uncharacterized. Gene Ontology annotation, cellular component: cytoplasm. NCBI's taxonomy places the organism in Eukaryota, Metazoa, Mollusca, Polyplacophora, Chitonida, Chitonidae. Bases 5 to 4615 code for a protein of 1536 amino acids. The transcript has a single exon. The record is from RefSeq and is a predicted model, not a curated record.
CGCAAUGCUCAACAGCAUACUUAACCCUAGCUGUACGGAACAGCCCGGCGAGAUGAAUCUACAAAAGCUGGAGUCGGCGUUUGAUCGUCUGUAUGGCUCCAUUAUAGAGGGAAAGAAACAAACGUUUAGAAUGAUUACAGAGCAGCCAAUGAAAAAGUUUAUCCAGCAACACCCAGAUCAUUUUGAGUUAGAAAAUCGACAGGGAAACUGGAACGUUAAGCAAUGUCGACGUGUUGAUAAAACUUCAACCGCUGUACAAUCUACUUACAUCGACGUACCUGUGGAAAGGGACUGUGCACUAGUUACCUCGACAGAUGGCGUCCCGACCAACUCUGUUGUAGAUCAGCAAAUUUCAAGAGAAAACACACAUCCAGAAGCUUCAGUAGUGGAUGACCUGCCAUCAAAGUCAUGGGGAAAAGUCACUCGAAACAAAAGAACAAUGCAAUCACCCUCUGUUGAAAUCAACAGAGCUACGGUUGAUAGGCUUUUGCAAACAUCACCUGGCCCAGGCCUGAUUCUGCAGCCGUCUGAAGUCGUGUACCUUGAGAACAAAGCAUUGUUCUCUCUUGACAUUGUUAGUAUGUGGAAUACUCCCAAAAUAUCAGGCCAUAUCCUGCUGGGGGCUCAAGUAUCCACAACGCCACCCCAUGAAGUAACCGGCCUGUCACAAAGUCGAACAGACCAGGAAAUGCAAGAAUUAUUUCUCACGGACUCAUUCAGUACACCACAACCAGUGUUUAACUAUGAAGAGGUAGAUCUCGUGGAAAAACGUGUUGGACUUAUAACAGUCAACUCGAGCGCAGGACAGGGCAGACCAUGCACAACUACAAGAGCCGAGUCUUGUUUUAACGCUGAGCAGCUGUGGUAUCGAAAAGGAGAGGAGAACGUCAUGUGCAGAGUGACAGAGCACAGUGUGGCGAUGGAUAUAUGCAAUUGGUUUAUGGGAAGUAAACACAAUGAAAAUAAAGUGACUAGGGAACGAGAUGAACCACUUGAUACCAAGAUAAAUGAUUCAGCCGGAUCUCAAACAGUUCAGGAGGGAGAGAAUUUCUUGGAUGUUUUCACAAAAGGACAUUGUAUCCUUGUAGUUGGCCAAAUCCCAAGUAACACUCGCAAUCUGUCAGCACUGAUGAAGAUUCCUUGGCUGUAUGUGUUUGAUUUCGACAUUGAAAGUCGAUCCACGGGGACUUUAGUUGCGUGUCAAAAGGUUCUUGAGAGUAAAAGAUCCGUGUACAUAAGAUACUGGGGGAUGCCUCCAGUAGGGGUUUCAGAGAGUGCAACAACUUGGUGUUUUACGAGAGGUACAGGCUAUGAACCUGAGUCUCGCGCUGAUGGGAACAGUAAAACAUGGCGACAGAAAACCCGAGAAGCGAUAAAAAAGCACUGUCGUCAGUUGGGUAAGUUUGCAGCAGAAUACACGACUCUGCGGGUUUUGGUUGUGUGGCCUAGCCUUGACUUUUGUCCACAUCAUCUUUAUUCGUUUUUACAAGACUUGGAUGACACCUUGGAGCCAAGAGUAGAAAUGAGUUUAAGUCUGAUGCCGACUUCUGACGAAGGAAAGAGCGUUAUUCAGUCAAUUAAAACUCACUUGGACAUUCAACCGAAGCAAAUGUCUGUUGAGAAACUAUGCCAAGACAUAAACGUGUGCUUUGAAGAUUAUCAAAACGGGAACGUUUUCCAAAUGAAGUUGCCCAUAUUUAACGGGGAAAUAAGCCAGACAGAAAUUUCCGAUCGAGACAAACUCUGGUUCAGGGAGGACUUGGAUGUGCUGUAUCUGGACAGUCCAUAUUCCAGAUCGAGAGACACUGAUGCGAUCUCCGACGACAUAGACGAGUUCUUCAAAGGAGGGACAAUACACUGGUAUACCUGGUAUGAGUGUAGUUCUGGAUUUAUCGAUAUACAGAGAGAUCUGAUGGCUAAAAUUCUCCCAGAACUUGAACGACGAUGCCGCAUCCCAUCGAAACCCUCUUUGAUAACCCUCCUGCAUGCUCCUGGAUCCGGGGGAACAACUUUAGCACAAAGACUCCUGUGGGAGCUGCACACAAAAACACCAUGCGUGCAGGUGAGAACAGGGACAGAAGUAACGCUGGACCAGGUAACAAACAAAAUUGAGCAUUUGUACAAAAUAACAGGUUCAAUCGUGGUUAUACUCGUAGAUGGAGAGGAAGAAACAAGAGUGAAGUUAAUGGCAAGCCAGCUUUCCAAAAUUCCAACCAUAAUCCUCUAUGUGAAACGUUGUACCUACUACAAACAGAGCGAUACCGCGAGCAAAGGGGCUACAACAAAGUUUUACUUGAAAGGAGACGUUAGCUCUGAUGAAGCCAAACGACUUGCCAUAAGGCUAAAAGAUAAAAUAAAAGACGUAAAGAGAAAAGAGGCUGUUCACAACCUAACAGAACACGUUUGCAAAGGGACAAACCAUUGCUUGUAUGAAUUCGGCCUAGCAGCGUAUCUUCAUGAAUUUCGGGGUAUAACAUCCUAUGUGAGAGGAUAUCUGAAUCUUGAAGACAACCCAAGCAGAGAUUUGCUUCCCUGGCAAAAACUACUUGGAUACCUGGCAUUGGUGUACUACUACGGACAGGCAUGUGUUCCAUGUCAGUUUUUCGCUACCCUGAUUGGUAAGCCGCCAAAUUACGAUGUUUCUUUGGACGAUUUUCCUCUGAGUGCAACAGAAUUCAUAAAAGAAAGCCAAACAUACCCAAAGUCCAUCAGAAUAUCACAUUACGUGAUCGCUGGAGAAAUCCUUGAGCAGAUUCUGACUAGGCACAGCCCAAACGGAAACGAAAGAGACAAUCCAGAUCGUACAAGUCUUAGCAAGCUGGCCAAACAAAAUUUGAAGGAUUUUGCAGAAGACUUUAUCAAUUACUCAAGCCACAAGAAAACAAAGGGUAGCACUGUUUCAGAAAAAAUAAUUUAUAUUCUGACGAAAACGUUUAUCCUGCGUGAAUAUAGAGAUGCUGCCGAUAUCCCUGGCGAAGGGUCAGCAUCAAAGCCAAAGGUGUCCAAGCUACUUUCGGACUUGGAAUCACACCCACCAUUUGGAGAUCAACUGAAAAUACUUCAAACUUUGAGUCAGUCUUUCCCUAUGGAUCCAAAUUUUCACGCUCACCUAGGGCGAUUUUAUACAUAUUGUCCUGCAGUAGAUAUUGCCAAGGCAGAGGAAUGUUUUGAAAGGGCUUUGGAAAUUUGCGAUGGUCUAGACAAGGACGACAUGAGGGUUAGGCAGACGUUAACUCAUGUUUACCAUAUGUACGGUAUGGUUUUUCUGAAGAGAGUCAAAGCUGUAACACGAGAUAAAAGUGAAUCAAGAAAUUCCUCCGAAAAGCAGCAUCGGAUCAUGGAAACAUUGUACCAGACCGAGAGAGCGUGUGACCAAUUCCAAAAGUGUCGUGAAUAUAUGCCUUCUGGCCAAGAACACUGCCAUGGCUAUAUUAACGAAAUUGAGGUCAGACUACAUAUGUGCGGCGCUAUCGAAAAAACAUUCGGGAAUAUCUCUGCAUUCAUGCAACAUCCAAACAGCGAUCCCAGUCUGGUCCAGUUUCUGACAUCCAGCUUGUCGGAAGUGGACAAUCUUGUUAUGCAGUGUUGGAACACUGUUGAUCAAGACGAACUUGGCAAAUUCUUCUUCGAAAUGGUCUAUUUGUUCAACAUCACGUUCAAAAAAAAUGUGAAUGAAUUCGAGAAGCUCUGUAAUACACAGAGCUCUCAUACUAGACGGCUGAAAAUUGCAGUCACUAAGAUGAAAUCCAUCGAUAAUCCCAGGAAGUUAGCGGUUUUGGAUCAGUUAUCUAAGAAGGAUAUAACGAAAAUUGUUGGACUGUACGAGGCAAACUUCAGAGAAGUGAAAGAAUCAGGAGACACUGGCAACCGAAAAUCCCUUGAAACGGACUACAGAGAAUGGAUAGUGGCCAUAAGACAUAGCAAAUUACAACGUACGUAUGAACUAGAAGAUGUCUACUCCGAAGUGCAAACCUGGUACGACAACCUGCGAACUCCGUUGUCCUUAUUUUACGUUUUCGUACUCAGAAGUGUCAUGGGAUUCGAAGCCGAUUGUGAAAGCACAAAGGAAUUUUACCUCAGCAGAGCAUAUGACGUGAAGGAAGAGUUGAUCAAAAAGAGCAGUUAUACCCGAGAUGCCCGCUUUCCGCGGGAAUGGUUGGGAAGAGACAUUGGAUUUCGACGAUUGGUCCAUCACAGUCGUUCCCUUCAUGUUCAUCUCGAUAGGUAUUCCCACAAACGAAACAUCAAAGGUGAUAUUGAACCAAUGCUGGCCGUCUGUAAGGGGACGAUCUCCUUUCCCAACAAAGGUCUAUCUGGGUUCAUAGUUAUGGAUUUGGAAAACACCGCAGUUACGGUACCUGUCAAGGUGUUCUUUGUGCCUAAAGUUUGCUCCUUGGAAGGCGAGCGUAAUGUAGGCCAGAGGGUUGAGUUUCGCUUAGCCUUUACCAUGGAUAAAGGUUAUGAGGCCUUCGAUGUUCGGCUCUUGAAAAAUAUUCCGUGUCCUGAGUGCGAAACACAAGUGGAGAUAAAAAGUGACGAACAUCAAGUCACUUGUUCAGAAUGCCAACAAGCAGUGCUCCGCGAGGAUUCGGAUCCGUACAGCUAUCCUUCGUAGUCAUUUGAAAACCUUUUCCAGCACUAGCUCACUUUUAAUCAUAUACAAGUUGGCUUGCAUCGGUCAUCUUCGAUGAGCAACUUUGAACACUGUUUAGGCACUGGAAACAAUGCCGUAAGAGCCAUAAAGUGAGGUGGGGCAAUGUUAUAAUCAUCAAGCUUCAGUGAAAAAAAAUGAUGGUUCAACUACAAUCGGACAUUUGUGUUCUUGCCAAUCAAUUGAGGCUGUAUAUACAAACCUACAUUCAUACAUAUGACCAUGACCUCGUUCGACGCUUGCACUAAAACAUAUAACAUAGCGCAGUUUGUUAUCGUUUGUAUAUGCCAAGGUAUGGAAAUCAGUAAUUGCUCACGAGUUUUCUGAAACAGGAAUGUCCCCUUGAUGGAGUUUGGUUGACUUGUUG